Messenger RNA from Lachancea lanzarotensis, 1050 nucleotides. Its product is annotated as LALA0S09e04346g1_1. The transcript has a single exon. The record is from RefSeq and is a predicted model, not a curated record. Gene Ontology annotation, cellular component: SBF transcription complex; cytoplasm. Gene Ontology annotation, molecular function: transcription coregulator activity. The coding region runs from base 1 to 1050 and encodes 349 amino acids. NCBI's taxonomy places the organism in Eukaryota, Fungi, Ascomycota, Saccharomycetes, Saccharomycetales, Saccharomycetaceae.
AUGAAAGAUACUCUAGGGUUGGAAAGAACCCCCAAACGUGAAAGCGCGAAAAGACUGUCGUUUGGGCAAGAAAGUGAAGAAAGUCCGAAGUCACCUCAAACUCCAUCACCACCCACAAAUUAUAACAGCAGCAGCGGUGGCCGCUCGCAUAGAAGAACCUCGGUUUCGCAUGGGUUUUUGGCUUCACCGUUGCCAGGAGGCACAGCAACUGCCAAACCACCGCAUAAAACGGAUUUCGUGGUUCCAGAUUCACCGGGCGUUGUCAAAACGCGGCUUUUACCUCCAACAACGCCUAAAUCGAGAAACCAAGAGGUAUUUUUGUCACCAUCGCCAAAACUCAAGUCCCCAGGUGUCCAUAAGGACACUGAAAGACCUAUCCGCGAACUUUCCAAUAACCUGAAAACCAGGCUCAACUAUGCGUUUGUCAAGCUUCAAAACGGCUGGACCGACAAGACACUACCGCAACUGGAGUCGGUGGUUGGCGGAUCUACUGGGAAAACGGUCGAAGUGCCCAAACUGGGCAGCCAUCAUGCGUACAGCAAUAAAUUUCUAGAAGAGGAAGAUUCCGGGAACAACUCGGCACACGCGGCCCUGAUGAACGCGUUGGGGAGUCCACGAAAGAAACAGCGAUCAGGCUCUUCUUCUUCGUCGGGUGGGCUAGUUUCCAGUCCUAGAAGAGGACAACGGCCACCGCCUAUUAUCACGCAACCCGCUGCAGAAAAUCAAUCCCAGAAUCAACCUAAAGAUAAACCUUCGGAGGCUGAGGCCAUUGAAACACUCAUGUCUUUAUCUUCGCCUAAGAAGGCUUCUAAACAUCCGAGCCAAGAGUUCACGCUCCCGCCUCCACCAUUACCGGCUUCGCAAAAUCAACAGUCGCCCUCCCACCAGGAUCCAACCAUUGUAGGCAUGUCGUCUCGUUCAUCAUCUUCUGGGACGUCUAUUCCAAAUACGUUGGCCGAACCUUUCGUGCUGAAGGGUAAUAGCGGUGGUACUAACGCACAGGUCCUGCUCGACGUUGAGACUGACGACGAACAAAGUAAUGGAGAUUGA